GGUUCAAUUGUUACCCGGGAAAGACGCCGUCGCCGCGAGCCAUCUAGAUCUGGCCCGUGAGGCGCUUGUAGGCCUCGCGGCCCUGCUCGAUCUGGGCGCGCUCCAACUUCGUGAGUGGCUAAGGGGCGAGGGCCGCAGGCGCAUGAAAAUUGUAAAACUCGCAUCGUCGUGGAGCGCGUCGCCAGCAGUCCUAGAUCACAUUUUGAGCAUCAGCGCACGGCAAAAAACCGACGAGGCGAGUCGAAGUGGUCCGCGGUGCCCGCGAGCUUGAUGUCGCAUUGUUGGAUCUCCGUGCAUUUCCUCGCCGCCAGCAAUUAGUCCAGGGAGUUACAGCGUUUGUAGGAGCCAACCCACGUAGUCUGUUCGUGCCGGAUACCGACGCGAAAACACUGUUUGCUGGAAAAGGCGUCCGGUCACGCUCCAGGUUGCUCUUCCACCUCGCGGGGCGAGGCAGUCGCUGAAUCCUGACAACGCCGGGGUUCUUUGAGUCCUAUGAGCACGGACUGAACCCUUGGGGCCGGCGCCGAAGGGCGCAGGCAACUGCUGCGGGACCGGCCCGGCUUUCGAGGGCCUGGCGCCGCCAGGCAGGGUACCGGCCAACCUCGGCCACCACAUUUCGCCUUGGGGCUCCAGGAGCGGAGGGCACGACUUGAGGCCGUCGCCGAGGCGGCCGGGCGGCCGUAGGCUGUCGGAAACGACGGGCGCGUAGGGCCUGGCUGGUCUUGCGGUCGGCGUCAGGAGCUGACACACGCUGGCGGCGCUCGCUGCAUCGGCUGGAUGGCUAGCGCGGCGCGGUCACGAACGUGUCGUAGCUCUGUUCGCCCCUCCGCCCUUCUAGCGCCGCGAGAGCGGAGGCGUCGCCGCGCAUCGCUCCGUGAGACUCCGCGGCUUCCACAGUUCUGUCAACAGCGACGAUCUGUGUCCGCGGCAGAUAUUUUCUACCGCGCGUGCCACACGACGCCGCGGAGCAGCUCUGCUUGACAGGCAGCCUAGCAGACUGCUGCUUAUCGCGUGCGCGCAGUUGUCGGGACGGGGCCGUUGGCAACGUGAGCAUAAUUUGUGGCUAAUUCCGCGCUCCAGCUAUGCGGACGUCGGCGCUUGUAGCUGAGGAGCAGCGCUGACCGACGGCUGGACCAGCUAGCGACCUGUAAGACACUAGCCAGCAUUUUGCGCGGCGCCUUGCUGCCGGUGAACGCUGUGCUCACCAGCCGUUUGAGGGCAUCAAUUACUGCGACGGAACCGCUCCACAACUUGAGAUAAUUCGGGAGCCCUGCGCUGCAUUUACAGCUAUUCCAGCUAUUCCCACUCUCAGCGGUCGCCCUCGCGUCGCGUAACGUUCCAAAAUAUGGAGCAGACGCCCCCCUGGAAGCCGAAGGAGCCGCCGUAUACAGAAAAACACUAUCGAGGACAACCGAGCGCACAUCAGCUCAAACUGAUCCUCUUCCAUCACGCCGUGGAGAUCGUGGGCCACAAGCUGUCCCAACCGGAUUCGAGAAGCCUAGCCAUCGACCUGAUGGCGUCCACCGCGUCACCAGAUCAGGUCAAAAUACGCGACGCGGCAUGGGCCAAGCGCGACGAGGUCUGGGCCAAGUACCGCCGCGCGUGCAGCGAGUACGAGGAGGCGCAGCGCAACGCGCCCGAGGAGGUGUACAAGGCUGGAAGCGUUGGAGACCGCAAACGGAAGCGCGACAAGGACAAGGAAGACGAGCUGCAAAAGGCCGCCGAAGAUGAGAAGGCACGCGCGGCGUUCCUCGCGAAAAUGCAGGACAAAUUAGAUAAGGACAAGGAGGCCUUUGUCACGGAGAUCGAGGCGUUGAUAGAAAACGAGUCGAUGCGGCCCGCGAUCGAGGCCAUCAUGAAGCACGGGAUGUGCGAGUGCGCGGGAGCACACGGUGUUAUGUGCGCGUGGGUCUUGAUGACGUGGUUCGCGGCUGAGGCGUUCCGGGCGAAGCACGGGGCCGAGGCGUCGUCGGUCUUGGCGUCCAUGGGCGACGAGCAGAAAUCCACGUACCUCGUGGACGCCAGUGUGGAAAUCAAAGUUUUACGACGUCUUCGGAUUCACUGAUUUACACACAGGUGACAAGCAUGAAGCAGAUCCCGAAGUUAGAUGGAGACGUCGAGGCGCAGUUAGAAACGGCCGCUUCCGGCGCGUGGCGCACGAUGGAGGGCUUGCAGUGGCCGCCGGAGCAUAAAUUUGUUGAGGCCACGUGCCGUAGAAGCAUUGAAAAAGAUUUACAGCCAUCAACUAGGUGGUCCGGGAACAAUCGAGCUGAGAAACUCGACAGCAUGGUCGUCAAAGAGUGUGGCAUGUCACAAGAUGAUGCUCGGAAACUCGAAGAGUCCGAAAAAUUCAAUAUGCUAGUAGAAAAGAAACGCCAGAAGUACGUUACGCCUUUGGAACAGAUGAGUCGACACCAUGAGUUGUUUGAAGCCCUCGUUACCUAUCCUAGUACUCUGGACGAGAUGGCACGUCUCGUGAAGACGAUUGUAGCUAUGGCGCACGGUGAUACUUUACUGACCAACAGACACUGUGCGGUAUUGGAUGAACGUGCAGUUUUGAGGCGGCGAGAUCAGUAUUUAGAGGCCGAGCAGAAGGGCGAGAUAGGCAACCUCGAAAAAUUUUAUAGUGGACCUGGUAAUCGGGAAGAUCGCGGCUUUGAAAUAGGAAAGAAGUUCACGACGACCUUGAUGACGAAGCAGGGCUUGCCCGAGUGUACGAAAGUAGGUCGAGGCCGCCUUUCUCUUCUUGAUGAGGGCGACGCCAAAUUAAACGUAGAUAGUUUAUUGACGACGACGGGCGUGGCGCGCUGCUACGUGAUUUCGGGUGCCGUGAGAGACGUGGAAAAUACGAAAGAAGCUGCUGCUGGCCGAGUCGUCGUCGCGUGCCUUGUAGGGAAUGAAGUGUGGCACGUCAUGGGCAAUCCAGGACACUUCGCCAUGUUGAAUCCCUUUACACCAAACUGCUUCAUGAUGCUUGCUACGAAAUUCUUGACUGUUUUAGCGUUGGGAUAUCGACAGUCUACGUCUCUCGUACCUGCGGUCAAGAUGGUCACGUCCGACGACGGCGGCGUUAUGGUAGGCGAGGCCUCUGAUCAGGAGAUGAAAGCUAGUGUGAAGUGCGUCGCUCCGAAAUUAGCUGCGCAGAUGGACACGGUGAUGGCCAGAGCGGUCAAAGUCAUCGGCGAGAACAACACCACGGACGCGUCGGUGCGCUUGUUAGCUGCGCGGGUCGCGUCGGCGUCGUCGUCCGGCGCGCUCGCGAGCCUCGAGUCCAGCGACGGCGGUGUAGGGACCGGUUUUGGCGUUGACGUGGGCGCGCUCAGGAAUUUGAUAGAUUCGAUGCCCAACAUCGCCGAUAUCUCGAAGGCCGUCGGCCCGCUCGGGCACAUCCUCUGUAGUUGCCCGACGCCGGAUCCGCCGCCGGCGCCGGCGCCGGCGCCGCAGCCGACGAAUGUGAAUGACACCGACCCGCGCAACGCCUGGACAGACCGCGAGUGGGACGAGUUCGCGCAGCAGCACGGGUAGCUAUGUAGUUUGUAACUUGUAGCUGUCUUAAUUCCGAGCUCGACUCGCUGCAUACGCGCCAGUUAGCCACAAAAUCGUGGCCAUCUCG
This is a messenger RNA of Pelagomonas calceolata, 3613 nucleotides long. The record is from the annotation of a GenBank genome assembly. NCBI's taxonomy places the organism in Eukaryota, Pelagophyceae, Pelagomonadales, Pelagomonadaceae.